Messenger RNA from Eimeria maxima, 1563 nucleotides. RefSeq lists its product as hypothetical. The record is from RefSeq and is a predicted model, not a curated record. The transcript has a single exon. Lineage: Eukaryota; Apicomplexa; Conoidasida; Eucoccidiorida; Eimeriidae. Bases 1 to 1563 code for a protein of 520 amino acids.
AUGUGUGCAUCCUUGUGUGUUGCUGCAGCAUCUGCAACAGCAGCAGCAGAAGCAGCAGCAGCAGCUGCUGCUGCUGCUGCGCAUAUCGAUAAUGUCGAGGAGGAGGAUGAGGGCCUCCUUUUUACUGACGAUUCUCCAUCCUCCUUGGGGGCCCCCUGCAGUAUAGGGGGGCCCCCAGUACCCUUAUGUCCCCUGGAUCCCUUAGAGCCCUUAUCUCCUGCUGUUAAUGACCAGCAACUGCAGGACGAACAGAAACCCCAACCCCAACAACAACAACAACAGCAGCAGCAGCAGCAGCAGCAGCAACAGCAGCAGCAGCAGCAGCAGCAGCAUGUAUUAGGGGGCCCUUUGCUGCUAGCUAGUACCUCUGUUAGCAGUAGUGGUAUUUCUCUUACAGGGGAGAAUGAUGAUACAUUCCCUGAUGUUUUAUUGCAACAAAAGGGCCCCCCCCAUGUUGCUGCAUGCACAACAACAACAGCAGCAGCAGCAGCAGCAGCAGCAACAGCAACAACAGCAGCAGCAGCAGUAGAAACACAACAACCAAUAACAACAGCAACAGCAACCCCACCACCAUCAAUAACAAUAACACCAUCAUCCCCCCCCCCUCCACCAUCACAACCAGCAUCAUCAUCAUCAUCAUCAUCAUCAGUAGGAUCAGCAGCAGCAGCAGCAGCAGCAGGAGGAGGAGGAGGAGGAGGAGGAUGUGCAGCAGGAGCAGCAGAAGGAGGAGCAGAAUUAUUGCAUGCAGAGUUAUUAACAUUUGAAUUAUUAAUAUAUAUUCGUAAAUUAUUUAUUAGUUGGUCUCAAUACCAAGAUAAUUUCUUCUUUCAUUGGGAUCGUUUAUGUAUUGAAUGGAGAAAUAAAAGGGUACUAGGGGGCCCCCAUAUCGGGGGCCCCCAAAUUGGGGGCCCCCAAAUGGGGGGCUCCCAAAUGGGGGGCCACCAAAUUGGGGGCCCCCAAAUGGGGGGCCACCAAAUUGAGGGGAACCAAAUGGGGGGGACCCAAAUGGGGAGCCCACAAAUGGGGGGGCCCCAAAUGGGGGGCCCCAUAAUUGGGGGCCCCAAAAAUGGGGAGGAGGGGAACCAUGAUGGGGAAGGAGGGGAUAAUAAGGGUAUAGGGAUAAGGGAUAAGGAAAUAAAUAUAGGCAAUAAGGAAAGAAUAGGAAAAAGAAGAAAAAGGACAACACAACAAUAUAUAGGGAGGGGAUAUAUUGGGGGCCCUAAAGAAGAAAAAGGGGGAGAAGGAGGGGAGGAGGAGAAGAAGGAGAAGGAGGAGAAGGAGGAGGAGGAGGAGGAGGGGGCCCCUAGAGAGAAUAGGGUACUAGAGGGUACUGAGCCCAAAGAGGCACAUAAUGAUGAUGAUGAGGAUAAACAGAAAGAGGAGGAGAAACAGAGGGAGAAAGAGGAGGAGGAGGAAGAAGAAGAAGAAGAAGAAGAAGAAGAAGAGCAGCAGCAGCAGCAACAACAACAAGAUAUGCAGGAGCAGCAGCAGCAGCAGCAAGAACAGGGAACACCCGCACAAGAAGAGGCCACUAGAGACACAGUAGAUAUUCUACGGUACUAA